This is a messenger RNA of Paramormyrops kingsleyae, 1176 nucleotides long. RefSeq names its product FA core complex associated protein 24 (gene faap24). The record is from RefSeq and is a predicted model, not a curated record. Gene Ontology annotation, cellular component: Fanconi anaemia nuclear complex. Gene Ontology annotation, biological process: interstrand cross-link repair. Gene Ontology annotation, molecular function: chromatin binding. NCBI's taxonomy places the organism in Eukaryota, Metazoa, Chordata, Actinopteri, Osteoglossiformes, Mormyridae.
AAGGAAGAAAGGCGCUUCAUUGGAUACAACGAGAGGAAGCUGCUCGGGUUUCAGUUUCACUGUCUCUACCUUCGUUGACUUCUACGAACUUGCUGAAUAAUUUGUGUUCUUUUACGGAUGAAACACGAAACCAGUAUUCAGUCUUAUAUUAAAAUGUGUUUCAUAUUUAUUCGGCAAUAAAAGUAUCGAGAAGAAUUAAUUGAUUGUUUUUCGCUGGCCGCUUAAUCUACGGUCCAGGGCUAGCGCGAUGGACAUCAGCACGCCGGUGCGUGCGAACGCCGUGCCCCCCUAUGGGCACAUUAUUGUCAACGAAAAAUGGAGAGGUUCUGCGCUCGUACAGGGUUUCAGAGGAAGUAUCAAACCAAUCUUUGAAGAAGAACUCGGUGUAGUGGACUUUCAUCUCUCCAAUAAAAGCUGUGUGAUGUAUGUGUCUGAAAGUGACUUGGUGGCGGGAAGCACCUACAAGAGGAGACUUGUUAAAUUUAGAAAUGCCCGGUUCAGCACGCAUGGGGUCGUGCUUGUGGAGAGGACCCGGCUCAGUGAGCAGUACUUCCUGGGCGUGCAGAAGUUCGCGGUGUUCGAGCUGGGCCUGGCGCUGCUGCCCGUGGCCGGCCAGACGGAGGCCUCUCAGCUAAUAACACAGCUGGCCCAUGACAAUGGCCGGGAGGCGGGGAGCAAUCCCUUCCUGCGGAGGAGCACAGCACGCCUACAGGACCCGCUGGUACUGGCCCUGGUGCAGCGUAUCCCUGCAGUGGGCCGGGUGAAGGCUUUGGCUUUGCUCCACAACUUCCCCAGUAUCCACCAACUCAGUCAGGCGAGUGCCCAGGACCUGGAGCUCGUGGUGGGCCAGACCACAGCACAGCAUGUCCGGAGCUUCUUCACGCAGAAUUGAUGAAGGCAGCCCCACUGCAUUGUACCUAUGCUAAAUUGCUGUGUUGAUAAUUUGCUUGACCUCCCCUUCACAAACAUGCACCCGGAAGUGAGAGUGUAAAUAUUAUGGUAUGUGGACCCAGACACAUUCUGGAUAGUGUUUCUGUGUGUCUGGGGGGGUACUAUAUGUAUAUGUGAAUACAUGUGUGUGUUUUUUGUGGUAUGUUUUUUGUGUUUUCCAUCUUAUUUUUAUGUUGGCCAUUUGAGAUGUCUUAAAUAAAUGUCUUAUAAACCCGACAGUAUAAA